UCCCUCUACAUUUCAUUAAUUUUAUUUAUUUUUAAUCUGUAUGACUACGACGUCUAUGAUCUAGAAGUUGAAGCAAAAAUGAACAAAAGUUCGCAAAUUGUGUUCAGUGUCGUUUAUUUUGUUCCCAUUCGGAUUGUUUUUCGAUCUUAAAAUGUUAACAAACUUACUUACAAGCAUAAUUGAGUAUGACUUUAAUAUUCAGUGACAGUGUUUGUAGGUGUUUCUGACGGACAUGUUUGUUUUUAACUCUUAAAAUGUUAAAAUUAGCGACCUUGUAGCUGUGAACGUAUGUUAUUUUGGUUGGCAGAUCGAAGAAAAGUAUGUAUUAUUAUCGUUCGUUGGCUAUUAGAACUUGUUUUGAAUACUGUCAAAAUAAAUGACCUGUUUCUAAGUGGAAUAUAAUCAAUAAAAGCUACAUAAAAUUACAAGAACACUGACAUUUCAUCAAUAUUAUGUGCACAUAUGCGCUUGAUAAACAUCACCUGGGGAUUAGGCGAGCGUUAUUGUUUACACAAUGACGAUGUUUCCUGCUUCUGGAUCUGCUGCGGUGCCGCAGCAAACAAUAAAUGGGCAAGUAGUGCAAAACGGCAGCACGACUUUGCCUCGCUCCCAUCACCAGAGAACAGGGCGACCACCGGCAGCUCCUAAAUCAUAUGAUUACCUUUUAAAAGUGCUACUAGUUGGUGAUUCUGAUGUUGGAAAACAAGAGAUCCUUCAAGAUUUAGAGGAUGGCUCUGCAGAUUCACCCUUUUGCAGCGGUAGUGGAUACAAGACCACGACAAUACUUUUGGACGGAAAGAGAGUUAAGCUUCAGCUAUGGGAUACCUCAGGACAGGGAAGGUUUUGUACUAUAAUUCGGUCAUACUCACGUGGGGCCCAAGGUAUUCUGCUAGUAUAUGACAUCACAAAUAAGUGGUCUUUUGAUAGUAUUGACAGGUGGCUUGAAGAAGUUGAAAAGCAUGCACCCGGUGUCCCAAAAGUUCUGGUCGGGAAUAGGUUACACCUCGCUUUCAAACGGCAAGUACAAGAACGGGAUGCUGAAAUGUAUGCUGCAAAGAAUCACAUGGCUUUCUUCGAAGUGAGUCCGUUGUGCGACUUCAACAUCAGGGAAAGUUUUUGUGAACUCUCACGGAUGGCCCUUCACAGAAACGGCAUGGAGAGACUCUGGAGGAGCAAUAAAGUACUCAGUCUACAAGAGCUGUGCUGUCGUGCAAUAGUAGCGCGGACAUCCGUGUACGGUCUCGAAAGGCUUCCAUUACCGAGCGCCCUGAAGUCCCAUCUCAAGUCGUACGCGAUAUCGGCCGCUCCGAGCCGGCACCGAGCCCGCACGACCAAACACACGCAUCAUACAAGACUCAACUGCACCGGUCGUAACUCAUGUACGAUUGCCUGAAAAUACACCCCCCCAACCCCCCGCCCUGGUAUGUCGCACUCACACUUUGCACGUAUUGACGGUGUGUCAUGAUAUUCUUUGAACGCCAUUCGAUUAUUAUUAAUUAAUUAUUAUCCCGCAUAUCGUUUUGUGAUUUGUGUGACAUUGCGGUGUGUUGCAAAAUUGUAUUCUGUGAAAUCAAUUAAACUGUCAAGUAUAAAUGCGAUGUCAAACAGUGCUAAAUACAAAAUAGAAAAUGUUAAAUUUAUUUCUCACAAAUCUUAUUCAGUCGAAGGUCUGACGAUGCUAUCUAUAAUAAUGCAAAUAAAUUUCGGGACAAAUUAUAAACCUUGAGAUUCUAAUUUGAUUUUUGACAUUUAAUAAAUUUAAUUAUUCCUAUUGAACAUUUAGUAUUUCGGAGUUAUCACUAUUUGACCGGUGUCGCAGAUAUGUAUUGACCCUAUCGAUCAAAACAACUUUUAUGUUGAAUACUUUUGUUACAUAAUUUUGCGCCAAGAGUUUUUAGUGUGAGUGUGCGCGUUAUAUUCAUAAGCUCUUAAUGUCCAUAUAUUUAAAUGUAAAUAAAGACUGCUCAUAUUUUCGACGAUAAUCAAACAUGGAUAAACAUUUAGAAUAAAACUGCCAAAUAAUGUUAUAAAUAAGUAUAAUGGACUAUACCAUAAAAUAUGUAAGAGUUGCAUAUCGACGCUUGAAAGGCAAAGAUGACUAAGCGACAAUAACUGCUUUGUACAUAAAUGAUAGGCAAUAACCAUAUUCGACGCGCAAAAAAAAUAUAUUUCUAGGUCUAUUAAAAUCAUUUCAAUCCUACAGCUACUAGCUAGAUUCGUUAAAAUAAAUUUUGUUUUCAGGUAUUUCAACUUUAAAUUAGUCUACUGUAAAGUUCACGCAUUGUCGCUUAGUCACGUUUGCCUUUCAAGCGUCGAUAUGAAUGUGUGCUUAUUAAAUAUAGUUGAAACGAUGAUGUCAAUAGACGACAAAAUCCUAACGCAACACGGGCUGUAAACUGACAACGGAUUUGUAAUUAGAUUAUAAUUAGAAUUAAGAGAUUGUUACUUAAACUGAUUAUGUGAAUGGUGUUAUUUAAUUAUUAAUAUGAAUGUAAACAUUACACGUUUUAGGGUGGAUUAUGUAUGAUUAUUUUCAUUUUCUCAAACACACAACAGCACCUUGAUACGCUUCAAUAUCAACUCUCUAAUUUCUCUAAGAAAAAGGAACUGAGAAUCAAUUUAAAGACUAUCCAACUUGAUUUAAAUAAUUCAAUCGUAGCAUUUUUUCAUUUUUGUAACAAAGAGCAAGGUCAACCGCAAUAAAGUUAAAGUUUAUAUCCAUCCUAAAUUGUAAGAAUUUUAAAUACUAAAAAAACUUAAUGAGUGCUCGCGAACUGAAGAUUUAUGUUAAUUAUUUACCCGUUUAAUGCUUGGUGUCGAUUACAAACGAUGUGCCAUUUAAUGUUUUGGCGCGUUAAGUGUAAGAUUCUAGUUUUGCAUGCACCGAUAGUAAAUUAAUAACUUAUUUAUUCGUGUAUUCACAUAACGGUGAUGGUUUAUAUUCAUUUAUAAUAUUCAUAUAUUAAUUAGACUUUGUAAAAAAAAAAAAACUAAUAUUCACGUGUUUUUGUAUUUGGCAAUUGUACAAGUCCACUAACAAAUUAAGUUAAAUGUAAGUUCACGGUAUAUGUAAAUAAUUUUAAAAUGGCGUAGAUUCAUAUUUCGAAAAAUUAUAAUUUCAUACCAAAAUUUUUCUCUAAAACUUUAGUAUCUUUGUUAUAUGAUAUUGGCUAUUUUCAGAAAUGUAUUAUUUAAGUAAAUUAUUGUUUAAGAUAUUAUUAUUGUGCCUGUGUUGCACUGCAUGUCUGAUUUUUUAUCCAAAUGGUUGUGUAAGUUUAACCAUGUGAUGACAUUUAAAUGAUCAAUUUCAUCAAUGAAAUACGCAUCUUUAUAUAUUUUUGUACUUGCGUGUUGAAUAUGUGUCGAUCAAUAAUAAUUUGGUUAAUUCCGUCCCUAGCAAUAAAUGUGGCAUUGAAUAUGUCCUUUGACCAGUCUAACAAGUAUGAAUUGAUCAAUAAAUGUGACUGAAAAGCAGUUUGUUCGUAGAAUAUAAUAUUCUUUGUUUAUUUAAAAAAAAAAAAACAAUUGUAACGGUUUUAUUCAAAAGCUCGCUUCAUUGGUUUUAAACAUACUAUGCUUUUCUUUACAGCCUAAAGCUUGGGUCUCAUAUUUUCAAAAUUAUUGAACAUUUUACAUCAUUAUUGACGAACCAUUAUACAGGAUAGUCAUGGAAAUUAUUGUAUUGGUUUUAUGCUCGGCCGCACAUUAUAAGAAGUUCACCAGAAUAAUUUUAUUAAAUCAUUACCUUCCGCAAGCAUUCACAUUAUCCAGACGAUAAUAGUAGCGAUGAAGCCAGUGUUGCCAACUGGUAAUGUUCAAAACCAGAUAUUUAACUUCCGAAACAUGUUUCGUAAAUGUGUAUAUUCUCCACUGUAUUAACCGAUUUUGGUUAUUAAAUCCCAGAACUCAUAUUUUAUAUUAAUUGCCUCCGAAUAACAAUAUACAUAAUUUUUCAUUUUAAAAUAUUUAAUUAAAAGCAUAUUAAGGCAGCUAAAUAAUUCAUAGGGACUACUCGUAUAAGUGAUUUGUCUCGGAGUCCAAGUCACAAUAAGCCACUCAUCAAUUUAGUAUUUUCAAUGAUUGUCAAUCUUUGUAUUAAAACAAACAAAAUUCGAAGAUGAACAAAUGAAUUCGCAUGACUAUAUUGUUAACCAUGCACAGUAAUAUUUAAUUUUAUAAUACGUAACAUUUUAAUUAUUUUUUUGUUGUUCCUGUGGCAUGAAUUACAAAAUAUAUUAUCAGUUAUUUUCAUUUCGAAAAUAGUUCCUCCAUACCCCGUAAGAUACCUUUGCCUAAAAAUAGGAUUUGAUUAUUAAACAACGGAAAAAUGUUAAUUGUUAAUUAUUGAUUUUUAUUUGUGAAAUCUCUAUAGACUUCCAUAAAUUAUUAUGACAUAAUAACUCUGAAAAACAUAAAUUAUAUUUAGAAAUAAUAUCGUUAAAUUUUCAUCUUUCGAUUUGACCUUAAGUGAACCUGUACGCGCUUCAGACGCCCCGGCUAGUUUUCUGACAGAAACUUCGUAUAAUACGCGGCCGGAGUAAUACGCCAAAUUUUCAAAUAAACUGUCGAGAAGACGAUGAAGACUGAACUCCAUACCUACGUUCAUAGACACAUUUAACACAGUUGUGUAAUAAAACUAUCUAACAAAAAUAAUAAAUUUUAAUACAUUGUUGAAAAUUUUUUGUUUAAAUUAAAAAAUGUACUGUACAUAUUCUAUUAAAGCUACUUUUAUUUUUCAUGUGAUAGUUUUAGUUUCUAGGUUACAUAAUCCAAAUACACUAAUGCCAGCUAAAAGUUUGGGUUAGGUGAAUACAGUCAUAACUUUAUAACUAUUAUACACCCUAAUUUAAGUUGUGAAAUAAAACUAAUUUAUAAAUAA
This is a messenger RNA of Bombyx mori (domestic silkworm), 4879 nucleotides long. It is a transcript of the gene Rab40, whose product is annotated as ras-related protein Rab-40C. The transcript has 5 exons. Bases 515 to 1393 code for a protein of 292 amino acids. Gene Ontology annotation, biological process: intracellular signal transduction; protein localization to plasma membrane. NCBI's taxonomy places the organism in Eukaryota, Metazoa, Arthropoda, Insecta, Lepidoptera, Bombycidae. Gene Ontology annotation, cellular component: plasma membrane; endosome; synaptic vesicle. Gene Ontology annotation, molecular function: GTP binding; GTPase activity. The record is from RefSeq and is a predicted model, not a curated record.